AAGCGAGAUGCAUGCGCAUGCGCGCUGCAUUUACACUUCCGGGUUUGUCUUUAAGUGAAAUGUAACAUUUCGCUUGCGAUGUAUCUAUGAAACUUGUUGCCCGGGCAGAGAAUAAAGGGUGCUUAGCUGCAAUUAAAGUGUCACGUUGUUUAAAGGCAAAAGAAACGGCGGCGGUGAGAAUACUGUCAUGCUCGGCGAAUGAGACUCUCACUAGACUCGCUCUAAUGGACUGAUGUUGCACUGUUGUGCCUUAUGACCGGACUGAACAGCAGCAUGACGCGCCUGAUGUUUCUAGCAGCCGCGGCGUUUCUCCUGUCCGCUCCUGCGAGCGCCUCUCAGGGGGACAAAGAGCCCGUCUAUCGCGACUGCGUCAAACAAUGCGUCCGGACCAACUGCACGGGGGCCCGACUGCGCGGAUUCCAGUCCUCUCAGCCUCCAUACAUGGCACUCACCGGCUGGACGUGUCGUGAUGACUGCAGGUAUCAGUGCAUGUGGACCACCGUGGGUCUGUAUCAGGCAGAGGGCUACAGCGUACCACAGUUUCACGGGAAGUGGCCAUUUGCUCGUUUUCUGUGUUUUGAGGAGCCUGCAUCUGCGCUGGCGUCUCUUCUCAACGGUCUGGCAUGUCUGCUGAUGCUGCUGAGAUACCGCAGCGCCGUCCCCCGACAGAGCCCCAUGUACCAUACCAUCACCGCCUUCUCACUGGUUUCCCUGAACGCAUGGUUCUGGUCUACAGUGUUUCACACGAGAGACACUUAUCUAACAGAGAAGAUGGACUACUUCUGUGCAUCAGCGGUCAUUCUUUACUCCAUCUACUUGUGCUGUGUCAGGACGUUGGGCUUGCGUAGACCUGCGAUUUCCAGUAUGGUGGGAGUUCUGCUCAUUCUGGCCUUCACGUCUCACGUGUCUUAUCUGACCUUUGUCAGCUUUGACUAUGGGUACAACAUGGCUGCCAAUGCCACCAUAGGCAUGAUAAACCUGUUGUGGUGGUUGUGCUGGUGUUGGCUGAACCGCAAGAUUUUACCGUACUGGUGGAAGUGUGGGAUGGUAGUCCUUUUACUGCAUGGCCUUGCCCUGCUGGAGCUGCUGGAUUUCCCUCCUCUCUUCUGGGUCCUGGAUGCUCAUGCCGUCUGGCACCUCAGCACCGUGCCCGUCCACUUCCUCUUCUACAGUUUUCUGAUAGAUGACAGCCUUCACCUCCUCAACACAGAGAAGCCUGGAGUGAAACUGGACUAGGAGGAAACAGUCUCAGAACCCCAACCCCUCCUUUGAUAUCCUUCACAUCAGGGCAAGUGCGAGCCGGACCGAGCCAGGCCUCAACCGCAGUGGCUUCCGGCGCGCGUCCUGGGGCUGAAGUUAUGAAUUUCAUCGUUUUCUUUGCGUUUACAGUUUCUUUUUACCAUAUCUUUUUAUUUUUGCAUUGUACAGAAAGAUUGGUCGUUUGGGCUGGUUUUAAAGAUGUGCCACUAUAUCGUAGUUGAAACCUGAUAGAUGUUUGCAUUCACUCGAGCUUUGCCUUCGGUUAAGAAGUAAAUCAGCCUUUAUCAUCAAAACACUCGUUUAAAAAGGUGCACGGAAUAAUAACCGUCUUAUAACAGGUGAAUAUCUUCACAUAAGUUGUUCAUAUCUCCUACUCGUAUCCGUCUACGUUUGAGGUGCUCGAUUUAAUGGCCCUGAAGUGAAUAUAUCGCAGAGAUAGAAGUUGAUUGCGCUUUUAUUUUAAACGUCCGUUCAUUAUAAGUGUGCUGAACAUCAGGAGGGGUUAUGAAUGAGCAGUGUGCUCUGUUUCUGAGACGGUUGGCGGUUACCUCACUAGGGUGCAACAACAGUGACUACCGGCAGAGGGCGUUUAGUGCUGAUUGGCUGCCAUAUUGCAGGAAGUCACUGUUCAUUUUUCUGCAGUUCCCAGCAUAGACUCGUUAUAGAUUGGAUGUGUUGUUGUUGUAGCAGUGCAUAUAUCAAGUUACCCAUUUCCUUAGUCAUCGCUCACUUUAAUUACUGCAGAUAAAAAAAAGAAAUAGUCCACACACAGACAUGAAAAUGAACAUAAGGGAAAGUUUAGUAGAGGUGACCAUUAACUGACAAGCUUCAAAAAUGGCAAUAAGCACCAUUAUAUGGGCUCUGUAGGCCCUUUCGCUCCAAGAACAAUAAAUAUGAAGUUCAAAAAACAUUUAAUUCUGUAAGAAUAGGAAAGUUUACUUGCCUAUAAUAAUGAUGAAACAUUGACAGCCAAUCAGAAUCCAUUCUGCUUUGAAGAGCCUAAGCAUUUUAAGAGCCUCUGUGCUACAAAAUCAAGUUUUUAAUGUCGUUUACAUGCCUAUCAGGUGUUUUAAUAUGCCAAACCGUGUGCUAACUCAUCAGUCAACACCACUGCAGAUCAUUUUCUACUUAAAACUGCGGUGUACCAAAGACUAUAAAAAAUGCAGUCACACACUAUCACAAACAUGCAACCUAUCCAGUCAUCUUGCAGGGUGGGGCUUUUUAUAUCAUUAUCAAAACUGUUACCUAAGGAUGUCGAUUUUUAGAAGGUAGCUGUCUCAGAUGGUGAACAGGAACGUGGUUUGUGUAACAUUAGCAACACGUUGUGAGCUGUUUGAUAAUGUAUUCCAAGCAAUUCAGACCAUUCUGAUAUAUUGACUUGUAUACGGCCCUAUAUAAUUUAUUCUUCCUCUUCUUCAGUUAGCCCAAUGUUGCUACUUGCCGUUAUCGUUCUAGUUACUUUUCUUUAUGUGAACGGGCCUAACUUCGAGUCUCCCAAUCAAGUCUCUCCAGUUUUACUAAUAGCUUACACCAGCACGAACCGUCUUUUUGCAUUAAAUUAGCAAAAGGCAUGGACUCUUGUUUUUUCUUGCAUUUGCAGAACUUUCCAUUUCAGCUGAAAAUUUACGGAAGGAGAGCAUUCAAAAUGCGUCCCACAAAUCCGUUUGCGCUCCUUGAAUUUGCGCCAUUAUUUAAAGCCCCCGAAAAAGGUUUUAAAUUAUUUUGAGCUUAAAGAUGGCUGCGUGGUAGCAGAGAGAGGAUUUAUUCCACAUGUAUGAAUUCUUUUUAAAUAGCAGAAGAACA
Messenger RNA from Puntigrus tetrazona (Sumatra barb), 3063 nucleotides. It is a transcript of the gene pgap3, whose product is annotated as post-GPI attachment to proteins phospholipase 3. Bases 253 to 1236 code for a protein of 327 amino acids. The record is from RefSeq and is a predicted model, not a curated record. Gene Ontology annotation, cellular component: endoplasmic reticulum membrane. The transcript has 8 exons. Gene Ontology annotation, biological process: GPI anchor biosynthetic process. Gene Ontology annotation, molecular function: hydrolase activity, acting on ester bonds. Lineage: Eukaryota; Metazoa; Chordata; Actinopteri; Cypriniformes; Cyprinidae.